Messenger RNA from Somion occarium, 2240 nucleotides. NCBI's taxonomy places the organism in Eukaryota, Fungi, Basidiomycota, Agaricomycetes, Polyporales, Cerrenaceae. The record is from the annotation of a GenBank genome assembly.
UGGCUCUGCACCGUCCAUUUCAUACGAUAGCAAAGAUAUUUCCUUUACCACUUCACAGCGCAUGUGAAAAUAUAAAUUGCGGCGGUCUGUACCCACCUCAUUGAGUGCCACCCACGACUGCCCCGCCACCACGCACCCUGCUACUCACCGGACAUGUCUUCUAGUCCAUCGGAAAGCGGGACUCCUACUCCUGUACUCGAUCUUGCAUAUAUCGAGGAAGACGUGCUAAAUCCGAUCGCAGUCGAGAAACUUCAGUCCACUCUUUCGAAAUUGGAAAGGACAGGAGGAGCACCAGGAUGGCUCGCCAGGAAGUUGCUUUCUGCGGGAGAUUGGGUUGAACGAGAAGUUGAGGAACGGCGACAAAUGAUUGGGGGUAUUGAUAAUCUCUGGCUCUCUUGAGGGAUACUACCUCUGACUUCAAUCCGGUUUGUGCAUGCACGUACGUUCUGCGAGGAAAAGUCUCGUUGGAAAUGCUUCGACGUGCUAUGAUGCGUACGGACAAGAAAUUUCCUAAAUAUCAUCAGAGACUGACCUCAGUCGGGCGCAAGUUCCAUGGCACACGAUUCGAAGAUGAUCCUCACUUCGACAUGAAUAAUCACCUCCUUAUGUCACGACUUCCUGAACCAGCGGGCAAGCGCGAACUUGAUGACUCUAUGGGUAGGUUUAUUGCGCAAGAUUGGAAUUUGACCAGACCACUAUGGGAAAUGGUAAUCCUCGAGAACUACCACGAUGAAGACGGUGGAGAGUGCGCGAUGGUAUCCAGAGGUCAUCACACACUUGCUGAUGGGCAAGGAUUUGUCUUAAGCCAGCUUUAUAUGACGUCUUAUUACGAGGAACUCACGAAGGCCAUGAACAACGGUGCUCGCACUUUACAUGCAGCCAGGCGCGGAACUCUCCUUCCUUCAAAGGUUCACCCAAUACUCCGACCUCUCGAUCCUUACACAGAUCCUUUGAACGUCCUCAUAGCACCUCUCGUCCAGAUUUUCCUCGCCUCGCUCUUCUGGCUCACUUACGCUUUCUCGCUCCCCGUAUCCUUCUUCUUCAGCGUCUACCAAGCUCUACUUCAAAUAACGAUGUUCAUCCUUACCUGCCGGCGCGUGGAAAUGCUCACAGCUCCACAGUAUGGCCGUCGGGUACAUGAACGGGAGUUUUCGAGUUCGAAAGUUGUCGAUAUGAACGAUAUUCGACUUUGCCAACAAGCAUUUUCUGGAUUGUAUCCUGGAAGUGUAGUGGAGAAGGAGAAGGGUCGACGAGAUAAAGUCAGGCACGUCACGUUGAACGACGUGAUGUGUUCUGUGAUGGCUGAUGUGCUCGCUGAGGAGGUCAUUUCAAAACCACAGGACACCAGUAUAUCAGGACGCGUGAGGAAGAUGCUCGCGAAAUAUUUACCAUCGCCAAUUGGGUUCUUUAUUCCGAUCAGCAUACGAAACCCGGGGGACUGGUCGUUGCGGAAUCUCUCAACCGGUUCCAUGGUGUACUUGUAUCCAAUGUCUCCGGACACUAGUAUUGGGCCGGGGACGCUUUAUGAUCACAUACACCGAUGUCGGUCGGCACUCUCAUUACUCAAGCAUAGUCUUUUUCCCCGCAUCCUUUUCUACAUUAUGCAAGUUACUGGUCAGGUUCCAACUCUUUGGCCGGUACCAUUUGGGCUUUUGGAUAGUUCGAAGAACCUUGUGAGGAAGUGGGUACUCGUGCCGUUGAUUGAGUGGUCAUUGCGGUCGUUUCCUGUGGUACUAACGAAUGUACCCGGACCAGCAAAGAACACCAUCACACUGGAAGGUAUUGAGGUGAUGUGCUGGAUGGCGCUCCCAUCGCAAAGCGGCACAGGUACCAUUGGAGUGGGAAUCAUCUCAUAUGCAGGCGGACUCUGUAUCUCGGUCGCAGCGGACAAAGUACCUGCAUCAGAAGGUGUAACGAGGCGAAUAUGCGAACGUUUUGAGAGGAGAUUCGAUUGCUAUGUAAGAUGUGCAAAGGAGGUGAUUGAGCAUCGGGAUUAAAAUACAUGAAGACAUGAUACUAUGGCACGGACAAGUUAUACUGUUUGGAUAUACUGCUAUAAUCUAACCAUGAUCUUCCUCAAUUCAUGAAAAUUUCUUGCUUCAUACAAGUCUCUGAUAUUUGUCGCCUCUCAUCGCAUAAGCCAUCUUAGUUACUUAGUAGCACGAGUUUAGAUUUAAUGCCAGGCUGAUGUUCUUUCAUAUGCCUCACAUAUGACUGCAGAAAACAAUACUCACAGCUUC